This is a messenger RNA of Talaromyces proteolyticus, 1901 nucleotides long. RefSeq lists its product as uncharacterized. The transcript is spliced from 2 exons. Bases 249 to 1808 code for a protein of 519 amino acids. The record is from RefSeq and is a predicted model, not a curated record. Lineage: Eukaryota; Fungi; Ascomycota; Eurotiomycetes; Eurotiales; Trichocomaceae.
CUCCAUUACAUAUCCUGGCCCCGGUCUCUUCUUGAUAGUAUUAGCACGUUUAAAUGAUCUCUCAGGCGAAGGGAAUUGUUGGGAGAGCCGCGGUACCACGAAACCAUUGUUGUUGGGGAAUAGCAGGCCUCGGGUUUGUAUAAGAUGGGCUUUAAUAUUCUCGCUCUACCUAGCUCCUACACUGACGAAUAUUGUGAGUAACUGUCAGCCUCACCGCAGAGUAGGGGCUACAAAAGCAAGAGGCCGCGAUGAUCGGAACGUCGACUGCUGAGUAUAUCUUUAUUCGUACCUGCAUACUCUUUCUUCACAAUAUUGCUCCUGUUGGUAUCUUGGUCACCAUUCGGCUGUUACUCCGUCCGUAUCUCCCCCAAUUUAUUGGUUGCUUUCAUAUCCCAUUUCCCAUCGAAGCUUGGCUGGUGAUUGAGGCGGUUUUUUUUAUUACGGUCUUCCUACCACUCCGAUACCGCCUCAAACGCUCUACAAUCUAUUCUGAACCCCUAUCACAAGAGGAGAGAGACAAACUGUUUCGAUACUGCAACAGCAAUGUGGUGAAUCUAGAGGAGUAUCUUAGGCGUUGGCUAAUGAUCGCAAAGGAUGGAUAUAUCAAGCGUGAAAAUGUCAAGGAUUUUAUCAGAUGGGCGUUCUUUCAUACUGAACAGGUACAGGAGCAAUAUGAGCCUCAAGUCGAAGCUUAUACAAGAGAGACAGAGAAAUUGUUUGGAAGAGAACUGCCACCUGGAAGGGACAAUGCAAAGAGUUUGGGGCAGAUUCUAAAUGAGUUUGAUGGUUUGCAUCGCAGUCUCCUAUGGUAUACCUGUAUCUUUGUAGUUGACACUGCGAUGUAUUGUGCGAUGUUGUCUCAUGGAUUCAACCCCCACCGCACCUCCCUCCGGCGCUUCUUUACUAUCUUUCCUUUCCGUCCCCCCACGUUAUUCUCUACUCACAUGUCACCGGCCAAACAUCUUACGUACUGGCAUCGGCAGCAUACAUCGAAGAGCCGGCUACCGGUGCUAUUCAUACACGGUAUCGGCGUUGGACUGUAUCCAUAUACUAGGUUUCUCGGAGACCUCGCCAAAGAAGGCGCCAGUGCAGAUGGCGAAAUUGGAGUUAUUGCGCUCGAGAUUAUGCCCGUGAGCUCACGCAUCACUCAUUUCGCACUGGAGAAAAAUGUUAUGGUCGGUGAAAUCUGGGAAAUUGUCAAGUUCCAUGGCUGGAGCAGCUUUGUGCUUGUCUCUCAUUCUUAUGGUUCCAUUAUCGCGACUCAUCUCCUCAAAUCCAGUCUCACUGCGCCUCUUGUUGGCCCGACCAUGUUUAUUGACCCGAUCUCAUUCCUCCUCCACCUCCCAGACGUUGCCUACAACUUUACGGCCCGCCAACCGGUGCGACCGAACGAACAUGAGGUGUGGUACUUUGGGAGUAAGGAUAUCGGAGUUGCGCAUACCUUGGCUAGGAGGUUUUGUUGGAGUGAUAAUAUCAUCUGGAAGCAGGAUUUGGGUUUAAAAAACGAAGAUAACAAGAGAAUGGGCAGGGAUGUUACUGUUGUGUUAAGUGCGAAGGAUCUUAUUACGGAUACGGAAGCCGUUGGACGUUACCUUAUGAGCUCUUUGCCAGAUGGAAUUGUAUCAGAAACAACACUGACCAAUUGCAAAACCAAGGAUGUGGCGGGAGAAUGGAAAACGCGGCCGUGGGUAGGAUCAGGGCUUGAGAUCCUCUGGUUUGAAGAAUUAGAUCAUGCGGAGGUUUUUAAUUUUGAGAAGACCAGGGGACUUGUUAUCAAGGCGAUAUCUGUAUACUCAGGUACAGGGUGAAAAUAUUGCUGGAAACCUUAUCAGGUACGAGAGGUCGAAUAACCUAGACGAUAACACUCUUUAUAACAGCUUCAAUAUACACACGUUUACUAG